Messenger RNA from Aureobasidium melanogenum CBS 110374, 432 nucleotides. RefSeq names its product Got1-domain-containing protein. The coding region runs from base 1 to 432 and encodes 143 amino acids. Gene Ontology annotation, biological process: retrograde transport, endosome to Golgi; endoplasmic reticulum to Golgi vesicle-mediated transport. NCBI's taxonomy places the organism in Eukaryota, Fungi, Ascomycota, Dothideomycetes, Dothideales, Saccotheciaceae. The transcript is spliced from 5 exons. Gene Ontology annotation, cellular component: Golgi cis cisterna; COPII-coated ER to Golgi transport vesicle; Golgi membrane. The record is from RefSeq and is a predicted model, not a curated record.
AUGCCUACAAUGUGGCUCUCAGACUCCCAGAAGAUUGGGGUUGCCUUUUGCUCCGGCGGAGGCUUCUUCCUGAUUGGAGGUGUCAUAAUGUUCUUUGAUCGCGCAAUGUUGGCCAUGGGAAACAUCCUCUUCUUGGCCGGUAUAACCCUACUACUCGGAGUCCAACGAACCUUCCUCUUCUUCGCGCGCCGCCAAAAAAUCAAGGGCACGGCAGCUUUCGUCGCAGGCAUCAUCCUCAUCCUCCUUCGCUGGCCAUUGAUCGGGUUCCUCGUCGAGAUUUACGGAAUCUUCAUACUGUUUGGCGAGUUCUUCAAGACGAUAGCUGGAUUUGCGUACAAUAUCCCAGUCGUGGGUCCAUACCUUGCGAGGGGUCUGCAAAAGGCUGGCGAGAAGGCUGGAGAGGGAAACAAGAAUAAGGAUCUGCCUGUCUAG